This is a messenger RNA of Pecten maximus, 863 nucleotides long. RefSeq names its product putative cysteine protease YraA. The transcript has 5 exons. The record is from RefSeq and is a predicted model, not a curated record. NCBI's taxonomy places the organism in Eukaryota, Metazoa, Mollusca, Bivalvia, Pectinida, Pectinidae. Bases 39 to 551 code for a protein of 170 amino acids.
AACCAUCUUAUAUUUACCUAAGUUGAAUAAAAGUAAUCAUGUCUGGUCGCGUUGGAAUACUCACAGAAUUUAAUUAUGAAGAUCUUGAGCUGUGGUACCCGUACUACCGUCUACGAGAGGAGGGCUAUGACACGUUUACGAUAGGACCAGAGAAAGGCAAGACAUACAACUCCAAACAUGGCUACCCUUGUAAGGCGGAGGAGGGCAUCGAUAAUGUCAAAGCGGAGGAACUGGCCGGCCUGAUCAUUCCUGGGGGUUUCGCUCCCGACUACUGGAGGAGAGACGCACGCUUUUUGGAUCUCGUCAAGGCUAUUUAUGAGUCAGGUAAACCUGUCGCUGCGAUAUGCCACGGCGCUUGGAUGUUCUGUUCCGCUAAGAUUCUGAAAGACAAGAAAGUUACAUGCUUUGUUGCAAUCAAAGAUGAUGUGGAAAACGCUGGGGCUCGGUACGAGGACUCUCCGGUUGUAGUGGAUGGCAAUAUGAUUACGUCACGAUUACCAAAGGAUUUACCAGAUUUCUGUAAAGCUAUCAUAAGUCAGCUGAAAAAGUAAAGGUCUAUCAGUUGUCAAACAAAAAAUGUUUUUGGUAACCUAUGAAUAACAUUUCUGUUUUUUAUUUCAUUUAUUUUUAAUUUCGAUUUGAUAACUGUAAAUGAACGCAUCUUCGGAAUACUUAGAAACUUGGAUAUAAAGUGUAUGUGCGUAAUUACCUUACGGCAGCCUAUAUUUGAUAUGCAUGUCUAACACACUUGUUGCAGCAUUCUUAUCAUAAAGGCAUUAAAGAGAGAAAAACAUGUUUUGAUAAUAAAAAAUGUGUUUUUAAUCAUAACAGAUUUCUGUCAAUGAUAAACAUUUCUCAUCUCA